AUGGCUCCUCUCACAACAUGGCUGUUGACGGCCCUCGUCGGCCUCGCCAACGGCCUGGCCUCAACCGACACCAUCACAUGGGGAGGCGACAACUCCCGCGCCGGCUACCAAACAAACCACAACAUGGACCCCUCCGUGGUAGGGAGCUCCCAAUUCGGCCAGUUGUUCCGGACACUACUCCCCGGCAACUACGGCGGUUCACCCGAGCAGAUCUUCUCUCAGCCUCUCGUUUACACCCCCAGCGGUGGCGACGGCACACAAUACGUCUACGUCGCAACGCAACAGAAUAAUGUCUACAAACUAAAUGCAAAGACCGGCGCCAUCAUCGCCUCUCGCAAUCUUCACAUCCCCUUCCUGACCGCCGACUUGGAAGGCUGCGUCGACGUCAACCCCCACGUCGGCAUCACCGCCACCGGUGUCAUUGACCCGACCACCGACACUUUGUACUUGACCUCCAAGACAUACUUUGACCAGACCAAGACAGGUGUCGCGCAGGGCCGCCCCAACGGCCGCUACUACAUCCACGCACUGGAUGUAAACACCCUCGCCGAACGACCCAACUUCCCCGUCAACCUCGAGGGCACUGUCGCCAGGAACAACCCGAUCAGGUCCUUCAACGGUGGCAUUCAUCACCAACGCCCUGCUCUGCUGCACGUCGGCCAGUACGUCUACGCUGGUUUCGCCUCCCACUGCGUGCAGUACAACUUCACCGGCUGGAUCAUUGGUUGGGACAAGACGACUGGUAAUAUCGUCGAGCGAUGGGCCACCCAGGGUCAAGGUGUUCCUGCCACCACCCCCGGCGCGGGUGUCUGGAUGUCUGGCGGCGGUCUCGCAUCCGACGAUGCGGGCUCCAUGUUCUUCGCCACCGGCAACGGUUACGCUUCCCAGCUCAGCACCAUCCCUGUCAGCGGUCGCAGCCCUCCCACGGCCAUGGAGGAGGCUGCUGUUCACAUGAGUAUCGGCAGUGACGGAAGCUUGACUGUGAACGACUUCUUCAUGCCCUGGGAGAAGCAAGCGUUGGACGGCGCCGAUAAGGACCUGGGAACUAGUCCGCUGCAGAUCCUUCCCAGCGCUUUCGCCUGCGGUGAUGUGAAGCGCAUCGGAGUCGUGACCGGCAAGAGCGGCAAGACGUACUGGAUCAACCUCGACAAUAUGGGCGGCUACCGCAACGGUCCAAACUCACUGGACGCCGUCAUUCAAGUCUACCAGAACGACAACUCGGUGUAUGCCGGAGCUGGUGUCUACCCCUUGGAGGGCGGCUACAUGUACAUCAACGUCAUCGGCUACCCCACGAACGUCUUCAAGUUCUCCUGUACCGCCGGUGUCCCAGCCUUCACCAAGGUCACCACCAGUCCCACUGCCAACGCCGGCAUCCUCGGUGUCAGUCACGGCACCGUCACAUCCCUCAACGGCCAGGCAGGCACCGGUCUCGUCUGGACGCUCGAUGUUCAAGGGUCUCAACUGAGAAUCUAUGACGCCGUGCCCAAGAAUGGCGCGUUGAAUCUCAUCAAGUCUUUCAGUGUUCCGUACUCGACCAAGUUCGGCAGAGCCGUCUUUGGCAAUGGCAUCAUGUAUCAGGGCACCACUCAAGGCUACCUCUACGCCUUCGGCUCGCCCGUCAAUGUGCCCGUCAACUGCACUUCCUCCAACGACUUCGGCACCGUCAACGUCGGUAACCAGAGUGUGGCCAAGACCAUCACUUGUAAGGCUCUCAUCGGCGUCACUGUUACAGACAUUGGCCUGGACGAGGCCGACGAUUUCGUCGUCACCAAUGCUGGAACCUUGCCGCGCACCCUCACGGCUGGCCAGAGUUUCAACGUGUCGGUCGCCUUCAAGCCCACCACCGUCGGCCUGGUAUCUUCCGAUCUCCUUGUCAACACCACCAAUGCUGUCGCUGGUUACAGUCAGAACACUCAUGUCAGAUUGACCGGUACUGGCGAGAGCUCCAGUCCUCUGCUGGCCGUCACGCCCCCAACUGUCACUUUCCAGGGCAUCAUCGCUGGAUCCAACGGCACUCUCUCGGAGACCGUCAUCAUCUCUAACCAGGGCAACACUCCUCUGUCCAUCACCAACGUCCAGUCUUCUACGACCAGCGCUCAGGGUCCCUUCACCACAUGGAACCACGAGACUGCCGCUCUCACCGUCGGGAAGUUCACUCUGACAAACAUUCCCACCACGAUUGCACCCAACAGCGCCGUCACUGUGAACAUCGCCUUCGACUCUUCAGUCGCUGGAAGCUUUGGUGCCUACCUCACGGUGAACUCCAACGGCGGCAGCAAGUCCUUCACCAUCGCAGGCUCCGCCGGAGCUGCGCCGGUCGCACUCAUCGAGUUCCAGACACCCGACGGCACCGGCUGGGUCCAAUACGAUGCCAACCAGAACUUUACGUUCGGCAACGUGACCGAGAACACGUCCAGGAACCUCAAGUUCCGCGUCACCAACAACGCCCCCACGGGAGGCGUCAAGCUCAUUCUGACUGUCUCAAAGCCGCCUUUCGGUAUUCCUGGUAUCGUCUCGGCGGCUAACACCGUGGACCUGGCCGAGGGCACCCAGCUUGCGCCCGGUGAGAGCGCCACAGCCACCAUGAUCUGUUCUGUUCCGAAGUCCGCGUGGAACGUCGACACUUACGUUGGAUCGGCGCCUUGGACCAUGAACACCAAUGACCCGAACUUCGACAAGCACUUCUUCACUUUUGUGUGCAAUGCUGUCUCAGAGCAGGCGCCACCGCUUCUGCCCGGCGGCCAGGGCAAAUACCGCUACCUCGGAUGCUACAAGGAGAACAACCCCGGCCGUCAGCUCGCCCAACAGAUCUACGGACAGAAGGCCGAUGCCACGACUGCCACCUGCCUUGCGGCUUGCGCAGCCAACAAUUACGUCUUCUGCGGCACGCAGUACCGCAACGAGUGCUGGGGUGGCCCCAAGAUCCCCACACUGGAGGUUGAUGAAAGCAACUGCAACUACGAUUGCGCUGGUGACCUCAACCAGAUCUGCGGUGGCAACGGAGUUGGCACCUACGCGGGCGGUUCGUUCAUCUCUCUCUUCGCCGACUCUCUUCAGUUCGACGGCAACACCACUACGCCCACUGACCCAACCGACCCAACCAACCCGACCAACCCCACGAAUCCUUCUAAUCCUGUCGUCAACCCCGGUGUGGGCCAAUAUUCGAGCGUAGGAUGCUACAGCGAGGGAACCAACAGCCGCGCCCUGCCUAACUUGGUCAACCUCGCGAACCCUACCAUCGCCAACUGCAUCACAGCUUGCGCCGCCCGCAAGUACACCUACAUCGGAAUGGAGUAUGGUGGAGAGUGCUGGUGCGGUAACACUCUCGCCGCCGGCGCUGUCCCAGCCCUCGCCGCGGACUGCAGCAUGCCGUGCAACGGUAACAGCAGCGAAUACUGCGGCGGUUCCAACAGACUGAACAUGUACCAGUUCAACAGCUCAUUACCUGCACCCAGCGGCGCGAGCACGACCGCCGCCUCGACUGGUACCGGCACCGCUACCGCUACCUCAGCUGCUGCUACCACCACCGCCGCCAACAGCCGCAUCGGCGACUGGCUCUUCCAGGGCUGCUGGACAGAGGGCAACGGCGUUCGCGCUCUCCCGGCGCGCACGUAUGCCAACGACACCAUGACUCUCCAGACCUGCGGUGGUUUCUGCGGGGGCCUCAAGUAUUUCGGCGUUGAGUAUGGCCGCGAGUGUUGGUGUGGCAAUGUUCUGGACGCUACGUCAACCCAGGCGCCUCUGACGGACUGCUCGUUCCCCUGCCCCGGGGACAAAACGCAGAAAUGCGGCGCUGGUAACCGACUCCAGCUCUACAUGUACUCUCCCGUCGUGUCUUCGUCCACGACCGCGACGACAUCUUCGCCCACCGCAGCAUCCACCUCAGCCAGUAGUUCUACCGCUGUGACAGUGCAGGACAAGAUCGCGUCUAACUCCACAUCCGCGGCUCUUUCGGCGUCCAGCUCAACUGUCACCUCUUCCUCCAGCAACGCCACUCUCUCGACGAGCACGUCUUCCACUCCUGGACUCAUCCCUGCGGCGGUCACAUCGUCUACGUCGUCAUCCUCACCUUCGACCCUGACGUCGUCUUCUAGCUCCUCAGCAACUCAGAGCACUACGUCGUCAGCCUCGUCUUCCUCUUCCACGUCGACCUCCGCCUCUAUUUCGUCUUCGUCCAGCUCCACGGUACUCCACGUCGAGUUCUGGCGUUACGGCAGCUUCUGUCUCUGCGACAUCUUCCAGCUCUUCUACGGCUUCCAGCUCCUCGACCGCUUCGAGCUCAUCUUCCGCCUCCAGCUCUGCAGCAAGCUCCAGCUCUUCCUCCUCUUCGAGCUCAAGCUCUUCCUCUAUCUCGAGCUCUUCUUCCGCCCCAAGCACCUUGACAAGCUCCACUUCUCCAGCUCCUCGAGCCCCUCAUCAAGCACCUCCUCCGCGAAGCCGACUGCGACGGGCCCCGCCAUCGUCCAAGGCGACCAGAACUUCACCUACUACGGCUGCUUCUCCGAGCCACAAGUCGGCCGUCUCCUCCCCACUCAGGUCCUGAACGACGUCAACAUGACCAUCAAUAAGUGCCUCAGCGUCUGCUCCGACAAGCUCUACGCCGGCGUCGAGUACGGGCGCGAGUGCUGGUGCGGGAACGCCCUCAACUACGGCGGCAGCGGCGGCACCACCCAGGCUGCCAACGUGACCGGCACGCAGUGCAACAAACUGUGUCCAGGCGACAACACGCAAUACUGCGGAGCGGGCCUGAGGCUCAACCUUUACAUCCUGAGAACGGAGUACGCGAGGUUGCAGAACCUGGCCGGCACCUCCUCCUAG
This is a messenger RNA of Colletotrichum gloeosporioides, 4818 nucleotides long. Its product is annotated as WSC domain-containing protein. Bases 1 to 4818 code for a protein of 1605 amino acids. The transcript has 5 exons. NCBI's taxonomy places the organism in Eukaryota, Fungi, Ascomycota, Sordariomycetes, Glomerellales, Glomerellaceae. The record is from RefSeq and is a predicted model, not a curated record.